CCCGAUCAAUUUUACUUGACUGAUCUUCCACCUUUAAUACCACUUAUUCAAACUCAGUCAUCGAAAAUGGGUUUCAACAAGUGGCUUGAUAAAAGGUUGCUCUCUAUAUCUCAAUCAAAGUGGAUUUCAUCGUGCAUGGUUCAAUAUUAUUAUGCAUCUUGCGGAAUUAUUUGCGGCCUCCUCGUUCUACUUGGCCUCGUUGCUGCCCGCUUUGUCCCUCCAAUCAAGCCCUGGUGGACAGCUGAGCAAACAGCACUUCACUACCAGACUCAUAUUAAAGGUGUCCACGGCGGUGCUGCUCUAAUGAUAGUUUCAGGGAUGUUCUAUCUCCCAUUCUCAGCCGCUAUAUCCUACCAGAUGCGUCGUGUCCCUAAAUUACCCUACUACGUCCAUCAAGUACAGUUAGCUGCAGCUGCAGCUGGCGUCUGGACUCUCAUGCUUCCAGGUGUAAUCCUUGGCUUAAUUGGUUUUAGACCUUAUCGACCGGUCGAAAUCACGCAAACCCUAAGUGACCUAUUUUGGCUAUGUUCGAUUAUGACAUGGCCAACAUUCAUGAUACAGAAUUUUGCUUUUGCGCAUGCAAUCCUUGCUGAUAAUCGGGAGCAACCUCUAUUUCCAAAGGAGCUUGGAAUUGUCAAUAUCAUUAUACCCAUCCUUUACACUCCCGCGAUCAGUAUACACACGACUUUGUAUGGCCCUUUGGCAUUCAAUGGGGGGAUAGGAUAUUGGACUAUUUUUGUCAUUUUCUUUACACAACUGUGUAUUGACUCGGUCUACCUCGUAUUGGCGAUUCGACAGGAGUCUAAGGAAGAAUUUGCGAUGGAGAGCUAGUGAGAAUGAGAAAUCUUCAUGCCUUACCAGGAUAAUUCCAGGGGAAGGGCUUGAUCACCUAUCAUUGUGUCAUUGCCUUGCAUGACGACGGGAAUGUAGAGGCAAGGUGAACUGGGUGCGCGAUAUUAGAUAUGAGGGAUAAUGAACAAUCUAGUCAACCAGUUAUCCAUUGCCUUUGAAUUUUCAGUAAAUUCCGCUUUCUCAUUGAAGUUAAUGCUAGGCCUAAGCCGCCC
This is a messenger RNA of Penicilliopsis zonata CBS 506.65, 1064 nucleotides long. RefSeq lists its product as hypothetical. NCBI's taxonomy places the organism in Eukaryota, Fungi, Ascomycota, Eurotiomycetes, Eurotiales, Aspergillaceae. The record is from RefSeq and is a predicted model, not a curated record. Bases 67 to 831 code for a protein of 254 amino acids. The transcript has a single exon.